Elaeis guineensis (African oil palm) is the source of this 3090-nucleotide messenger RNA. Its product is annotated as BEL1-like homeodomain protein 7. Gene Ontology annotation, molecular function: DNA binding. Gene Ontology annotation, biological process: regulation of DNA-templated transcription. NCBI's taxonomy places the organism in Eukaryota, Viridiplantae, Streptophyta, Magnoliopsida, Arecales, Arecaceae. The record is from RefSeq and is a predicted model, not a curated record.
GGAAGGAAGUGGAAAAAUGCUUCUGCAUUUUUUCAACAGUAUGAUGAUGAAAAUAUUGUUCUUCUUUAAAGGCAUUCAAGUGCUAAGAUAAGGUUUAGGUCCACCUACUGGUGGUUAGAGGAUGGAGAGCAUCUUAACGAUACCAACUCCACAAGUUGUUUAUAAGGAAACUUAGAUUAGAAGAGAGGUGAAAGAAAGGAAUAGAGGAUAGAGAUGGGGAGAGACCCUGGUCAUGCCGUUUUGAAGGUAAGGUUUGCUUUCACGUGUUAAUAUAGAAUGUUGUGUUUGAUGAUGAUGAUGAUUUGAUGAGAGAGAAAGAGAGACGAAAAGAGAAAGAAAAUAAUAUUAAAGAAGUUGUUGGUGAGAGCAUGAGGAGGGAAAAAAAAAAAGUACUUGAAUAUUAAAAAUGGAUGGGUCUUCUUCUUCUAUUAUAUGGGUUGGUGUUAUUGGGGGUGGGAGGAAUUUAUGAGUCCGAUGAAAAGGGCUUGUUUUUGAGCCUCGGGAUCGGUUUUGUCUCCGUCUUGGGAGGAUUUCUCUCAGCCGAUCGGCUUCGAAUUCAUGUUCUCCUGCUCCCCACAAGGAGCACGGCGCCCCCUCUAAAGGGCUCUAUCUCUCAGAUUCGUCAUGAAGCAAGAAUGAAGCAGAGGACUCUGAUAGGUUUUGCCAACAAGUAUUGUUUUGAUUAUUAAAUAAGCCAUAUCAUUUAUACACACAGGGUUUCUUUGUGGUGACAAUCUGCUUGAGUCUCCAUGACCAGAAUAACCACACAAGAAUAUAUAUGUUGGAAUGAUUCACCAUUAUACUUAUCCUGUUUGUAUGAUUUGUAAAUCUCUCAUCCAUCUCAAAACCAAGGAAGAGGGUAAUGGCUAGUUUCUAUUCCAGCUCUACCAACCAAAUGGAUGUUAUGCCAACCUUUUAUACAAGGGAUCCGGGACAUGGAUCAUAUCCUGAGUCAUCAACUACAAGCCACAUGAUGUAUCCACAGUAUUCGUCUUCUGUUCCAUAUUCAGGCAAACUGACAGGCAAUAACCAAUCCCAACAAAACUGCAUUGACCCUCCUGUUCCUGCCUCUAUGAUAUCACAAGACUCAUCUACAGGGGGGGCUGACUUUGCAUCACAUCUUGGUGAACGUCCUUACAAUGCUUUGAGGGAUGGAAGGAAUGAGGUGUUGUUCAUGCAAACAAUUGGCAGGUCGCUGAAUGAAGGCAGUGAUCUGGUUCACGGUUCGGUUGCUGAUGAUCCCCAUAUGAGUCUUCAUACUCCAUUGGGCAUUUUAAAUGGCCAUAACUUGUCUUUGCAGCAGUCAAACAUUUCGACGGCACAACGCCAGGCGUUAUCUCUCAGCCUCAGCACACAGAUUCCAGUUCCUUCAUUUCAGUUCCAGCCUUCAAACUCAGACAUCUCGAUUUUAAGUUCUCAUCAGUCAAAUUUGGGAGAUGGCAGGGCAUUUAGAGAUGAUAUCUAUAGAAACAAACUUAUGCAUUCAAAUGCCUCUCCAUAUGACAUCUCAAGUAUCACAAGCACAAUUCCAAAUUCCAGAUAUCUCAAGGCAGCACAGCAGUUGCUUGAUGAAGUUGUUAAUGUGCAGAAGGCUUUGAAUCAGAAAACAGGCAAAACUCAAAGUUUGGAUAAUUCUGCCGGUGCUACGGAUACCAAAAAUAACAAUGCAGUAUCAAAGGCUGAUGGGAUGUCUUUGAAUCCUCAAGGGUCCAAUGAUCAAUCGCCUACGGAACUCUUGCCUUCUGAGAGGCAGGACCUGCAGAACAAGAUGACAAAGCUUCUGGCAAUGUUGGAUGAGGUUGAUAGGAGAUAUAAACAGUAUUACCAUCAGAUGCAAAUAGUAGUGUCAUCUUUUGAUGGAGUAGCAGGGUGUGGAUCUGCCAAACCAUACACUGCACUUGCCCUUAAAACAAUUUCUAGACAGUUUCGCUGUCUGAGGGAUGCUAUUAAUUGUCAGAUUCAAGCCACCAAAAAGAACCUUGGAGAGAAAGAUAGUUCAAAUAGUAAGGGUGGUGGAAUAUCUCGCUUGAAAUACAUAGACCAGCAACUGAGGCAACAGAGGGCAAUGCAGCAGCUUGGCAUGGUUCAGCACAAUGCUUGGAGACCACAGAGGGGGCUACCAGAAACCUCUGUUUCAGUGCUACGCGCUUGGUUGUUUGAGCACUUCCUUCAUCCCUACCCAAAGGAUUCUGAGAAGUUAAUGCUAGCAAGACAGACAGGCUUAACGCGGAGCCAGAUCUCAAACUGGUUCAUAAAUGCUCGUGUUCGCCUGUGGAAACCGAUGAUUGAGGAGAUGUAUAGAGAGGAGAUUGGUGAAGCCGAGAUGGACUCAAACUCGUCGUUGGAGAAUAUACCCAAAAGUAAAGAUGAGACUGGAUCCUCUGAGGAGAGGGAACGCUCAAAAAGUCCUGCAACUGAAAGAUGCCACACGAGCCAGCUCAAUGAAUCCUCUAAAUCCAACAUCUCCGACAUGGAUGUGGGCGGCACAGCUGCUGGGUUUCCGAACGAGGCAAAUGCCGAUGACACAUUCAUGAACCUCAUGUUGAAGGACCGGCGACACGACGGAGGGGACUGCGGCCUCCUCCACGAUGCUAUUGCCCAAAAGUCCGACGGAGGCAGGAGGCUUGUGGCUUAUCCGAUGGCCGAGUUGGGGAGGUACGGGCAUGGUGGGGUGUCUCUCACAUUGGGUCUGCAGCACUGCGAUGGCGGUCUUCCUGUAUCAAACAGUCAGCAGAGCUUCCCAGGGGUGAGAGGGCAGGAUGUAUACACUGCUGCUCCUCCCCUUGAGGCUGAUGCUGCGGAUUAUGACUGUAUAAAUCUGAUGGACCAGCGCCACAGGUUCGGGCCAUCACCUCUGCUGCAUGAUUUUGUGGCUUGAAUGCUCUUAGGAAAGAGGGAAUGGUUGGUUUUUGGAACUUUUUAAGAACUUCUGAUGUGGGAAUAACAUGCCUAAAGAAGCUUGAUGUUACUGUUGCAAUUGUUAGAAACAAUAGCAUUUGAUACAAUGUAAUAUAAGCUAGGUGGUGGGAUGAAUAGGCUAGCAUGUGAAGAUAGAAGAAACAUAAAAAUUUUUAUUCAUUUUCGUUCCAU